AUGACCACGAGUAUAGAUAUUGCGGUCUGUCUUGAUCGCUCAUCAUCAAUUGCAUUUUAUUCCAAACAAAUUCGUUUAAGUCUUCGUUCAAUUUUAAACAGAGCUCUAUCAUGUCAUCAAAGUGAUGUUCGUAUGGCAUUAAUUGAAUUUCAAUCACAUUCACAUCAUUGGCGAACAAAUAUACAUCCAUUUACUUCAUCGGGUGAUGAAUUUCACGAAUGGAUUGAUGCUAUCGAAAUUGAAAACGGAAAUCUCAAUGAAAACAAAGCAAUUGUCGAUGCACUUGGCGCAACUUUAACACUUGAUUGGCGUCCUAAUAAUAAUAUCAAUCGAUAUCAUGAAAAACUCGUAAUUUUGAUUACAGAUGGUGCUCCAUGUAGUUUACUUGAUGAUACAUGUGCUUGUAAUAGUAAUGAUCUUUGGCGAUUAUCUGAUGAAUUUGAAAAACAAGAUAUUACAUUAGUUGUUAUUGGUAUUGAACCAAGUAUUAUAAUUUACGAUGAUUUCUAUUGUGCAUUAGCAAAUAAAACAGGUGGUAUUUAUCUUCCAUUUAUCAAUGCAACACGUGUUCUUUCUUCUGUUAUUCAACGAGCCAUAUUAGGAGAAGACACAUUAUCACAAUUAUUUCGUCGGCUUGAUAUUCAUAAUGAUAUUGAAUAUAAUUCUCUAUAUCAUUACAAGUAUGUACAAAAAAGAGUAGAUUUUAUGAUGGAAUAUUGUCGAACAAUGGCUGAUAUUCGAAAAUGGUUAUAUCCAGUUCAUCAUCCAUCAACAGAAUAUAUUACUGGUGGAAUGAAUGUUGAUGAUGAUGAUGAUAAUUUCGAACCUGGUUCUCCAUCAUUGGAAACAAAUUAUUUGUUAUGUCCAAGUAUUAACAUUUAUUUUACUCCAAUAACCGAUGAUGAAGGUUAUCGAACAAGAUUGCCGACGACGGCAUCAGGCGACUCAAGUUAUAAUGUGGUUGGCUCAUCACCUGUUUCAUCAAUUCGUACGGAUUUGGAUUUGUAUAGUGAAAUUGACGAUGACUGCUUUUAA
This is a messenger RNA of Adineta steineri, 1035 nucleotides long. The record is from the annotation of a GenBank genome assembly. NCBI's taxonomy places the organism in Eukaryota, Metazoa, Rotifera, Eurotatoria, Adinetida, Adinetidae.